Boeremia exigua is the source of this 1845-nucleotide messenger RNA. RefSeq lists its product as uncharacterized. The transcript is spliced from 4 exons. The record is from RefSeq and is a predicted model, not a curated record. Lineage: Eukaryota; Fungi; Ascomycota; Dothideomycetes; Pleosporales; Didymellaceae. The coding region runs from base 291 to 1724 and encodes 477 amino acids.
AACAACCUUGCUGGGGAUCUAUCACGAUCGCGGUGGUCUAGACUGGCGUCACAGCCUUAGAAUUGUAUAUAUUUGCCCUCAGGCAGCCAUAUUUGUACAUCUCCCAUUUUGGACUCAUCGUCUUCGACUUUUAUCUUGCGGGACUGUUCCUACGCGCCCCUGCCACGAGCCCCGCAACUGCCUUAAGAUAGCUAGCAACCUCUUGCCCUAAUUUACCGCCAACCUCCCCUCAUACGCCAGAUCACGACAUAACUUCCGACUCUUCGUGACAGCUACAGAUACCCAGCAAAAUGAGCGUCCCACAGUCUGCCACCAGCGAGGUGCCUACGCGCUCGUUCACAAACUCGUCGGACGCCGAGGCCAUCCCUGGAGAGGACACAUCAGAGGUCACAAAGCUCUUCGCUGAGCGCCUCCAGGCAUGGAAGCACGCCACAUCCUACCUUGAAGACUACAUCACAGCAACGGAGAAGACACACCAUGCCCAUGGAAAGGAGUAUGAGCGGGUGUUGAAGACCGUCAAAGACCCCCUGAAGGAGGGCCACCACUUCGAUCAGUCCCUCGGCGGUAUCGCAGGCAUGUUCGAGAACAUCAGGUCAAACACACAGGGCAUGUCUAACCAGCACUACGAGACCGAGAAGCAGCUGAAGACCGUUAUUCUUCCUGUCUUCGAGCGCCUGCACGUCGAAAUCAAGAACAAGAGCAAGGAGCUCACAAAAGGUGCUGGUAAGGGAAGCAAACAGGUCGAUAAGGCACGCGCCAGCACACAGAAGCACAUCGAACUGCUUGGGCAGCACACGGCUACCUUCGAGUCGCAUGGCGGCAAGAUGACCGCGACGGAUGACCCGUACAUUCUACAGCGCGGUGUUCUACAUCGCCUAAACAAGCAGGUCCAGGAGGAAAACAACAACCGACAGGAUCUUAUCAGUGUGCAGAACUCGUUCGCCCAGUUCGAGGCUCACAUCAUCCAGACAAUUCAGCAGGGCAUGGGCCAAUUCAUGCAGAUUGUGAACAAUCAGGCCGAGCAGACCAAGAACGCCUAUGGUGACAUCGUCGGAACCUCACAGCGCAUUCCGCUGGACUUUGAGUGGAACGGCUUCAUUGAGCGUAACAACCACAUCCUGAUCGAUCCCUCCGCCCCUGCUCGUACGGUGCAAGACAUCAAGUUCCCGAACCAGGGGCACCGCUCGACCCAGCCAUUGAUCUCCGGCUCUCUCGAGAAGAAGGGCAAGAUCAUGCGCUCCUAUGACACAAACUACUACGUCGUCACCCCUUCUAAGUUCCUGCACGAGUUCAAGUCCGACGACGACUUCGCAAAGGACCCAGUGCCUGAGCUCUCCCUCUACCUCCCCGACUGCAUCGUCGGCGCUGUCAACGGCCAGAAGUUCAACGUUAAGGGCAAGGACGUCUCCAAGGGCAAGCUAGGCAACACUUUCUCCAUGAACCAUGAAGUUGCGUUCAAGGCCCACACCGCUCAAGCUGCACAGCAGUGGUGGGAGGUCAUCAGCCAGGCUGCAGGCAAGGUCACCAACGAGGUUCCUGUCAGCCCCACCAGCCCCACGGGCCACAACAGCCUGGAGGGCGCGCUCGCAGACCAGAAGUCUCCCUCGCCCAUCCAGACUCAGGGCCUUACACAGUCACCUACUGGUAGCGUUCCCGGAAGUGCGGCGCCUGCUAGCGCUGGUGUCGCUCCGGCGAGCGGUGUUCCUGGUGAUGCUAAGUAUUAAACAUUGACGUUUGGUGACGCGACGAAAUUGAAGGAGAGCAAUACUUAUUGGCAGGUUGAACAGUUUCAUACCCUAAUAUUGAAGAUACCACGAGAUAGCACGUAAUACAAGCCAUCAGUAC